Messenger RNA from Mugil cephalus (flathead mullet), 1339 nucleotides. Its product is annotated as histone H4. Gene Ontology annotation, cellular component: nucleosome. Gene Ontology annotation, biological process: nucleosome assembly. Gene Ontology annotation, molecular function: DNA binding; structural constituent of chromatin; protein heterodimerization activity. The record is from RefSeq and is a predicted model, not a curated record. The coding region runs from base 255 to 566 and encodes 103 amino acids. The transcript is spliced from 2 exons. NCBI's taxonomy places the organism in Eukaryota, Metazoa, Chordata, Actinopteri, Mugiliformes, Mugilidae.
AGAGACCUGACCAAGUGUCCUUAGAGUAUUUAAAAUUACAGGACAAACUCAAGUGCAAUUUCACGACUAAGUUACCUAUAACAUUUACAGGUGUGAGAGGAUCUAUGACCUGUAGCUUGAGGAUGCAGAUUACAAACAGGAAACAGCAGCGGUGACUGUCUUCAACUACGUCCGCAGAGUGUGAAUAUAAGCAGCGCUCUGCGUCUUCGUUCAUCAGUUUAUUUCUGUAGCAGAGAAACUACUGAACCAGCAACAUGAGUGGAAGAGGCAAAGGCGGCAAAGGACUCGGAAAAGGAGGCGCUAAGCGUCACCGUAAAGUUCUCCGCGAUAACAUCCAGGGAAUCACCAAACCCGCCAUCCGCCGCCUGGCUCGCCGUGGCGGAGUCAAGCGAAUCUCCGGUCUGAUCUACGAGGAGACCCGCGGGGUCCUCAAGGUCUUCCUGGAGAACGUCAUCCGCGACGCCGUCACCUACACCGAGCACGCUAAGAGGAAGACGGUCACCGCCAUGGACGUGGUGUACGCGCUCAAGAGGCAGGGCCGCACCCUGUACGGCUUCGGAGGUUAAACCCUACGUCCCCAACACACAGCAACACAACGGCUCUUUUAAGAGCCACCCACAUCUCACUAAGACAAGUUCCUCAAUAUACUAUGUUUACUCCUCUCAUAUUAAGAGUCCUAUGCUUGUCAAGCUGCUCAAUUUUGACACGUUAGUUUAUGUUUUCAUACACUUUUUUUUUUAAACUAAAAUGGCGGAAUGUUGUAUAACAUUACCUAUUUAGCAUAAUUGCCACUCAUAAUUGAAGCCUAAUUCUAUACUUGCUCAAAUUGUCUGUUACUCUCAAAUUGUGUAUACUGAAUGUUCUGUUCCUAAAACAAAUGAACAUGCUCAAUUUGGUUUACUAAAAAGGCAGUUUUAAUUUACUAGAUUUUUAUAUUUAUAUUUUUCUUGGCUGUGUGCCAAGUAAUUUCCCUUAUGGAUGAAUAAACAGCCUUGAACAGUCUAACAUAACAAUCCUCCCAUGAGAAAAUUGUCCUUAAAGACCAGACGUUGUGGUGGUUUCUCGUUCAGAAAUAGAACUGGUUUCUGAAGUAACAUGUUAAUAUAUCCUGUGUAAAUAAUGGAAAUGAAACAUCUUAAAUCUAAUGGAUACAACUGCAGUAGUGGACUAUUCUGGCACAACUGAAAUGAAAAGAGAAAUGUAUUAAUGCCACUGUGAGAUUAUCUAUGUUGUUUUCAUAUUAAAACCACAAUUAGGUUGAUAUAAAUGUGUAUGUUCGAUUUGAAUGCCAGUAAAAAUAGAUUCUUGCUAUAUCAUUUAUUUUAUUUAUGCAUAUAUA